Messenger RNA from Aspergillus costaricaensis CBS 115574, 608 nucleotides. RefSeq names its product membrane magnesium transporter family protein. NCBI's taxonomy places the organism in Eukaryota, Fungi, Ascomycota, Eurotiomycetes, Eurotiales, Aspergillaceae. The record is from RefSeq and is a predicted model, not a curated record. The coding region runs from base 140 to 514 and encodes 124 amino acids. The transcript is spliced from 3 exons. Gene Ontology annotation, biological process: protein folding in endoplasmic reticulum. Gene Ontology annotation, cellular component: EMC complex.
CGGCCGGACACCCAAAGCUCACGAGCGAGCCAAUCUCGACCACAGUCCCCGUCCACCACUCCGAAUCUAAUACCUUUCCUAAUACCCAUUACUUCUGAAUCAUCUCAACAAGAUUAGUUACUGAAGAAAGAAAACAAAGAUGGGAUUCAUCUCCCGCAUUAUCACACUCUUCGGCCUCGUCCUGCUCGCCCAUGCAGGCUACUCCGCCCACGAACACACCAUCCUGUACAGCAACACCGCAAGCACAGCAAGCGGCGGCACCGCCCUUCCGCUCGACAUCGUCAUCGAAGCCCUCGCAUCACUAGUCCUCGUCUCGGCGGGACUUGUCCUCGGCGCAGAAAAGCUCAAGCCGAUCAGUUGGAGUGAAUGGGCGGGUCAGAUUGAGCGCGAGGGUGGUGGGAGGAAUCCGUAUCGGAGGUUGGAGGAACGGUAUGGGUUUUGGGAUGUUAGGGCGAAGAGAAAGGAGUUUGCGGAUUGGAUGAAGGGGGAGGUUCCUGUUCCUGGUAAGGAAUGAGUUGAGGGGAUUGGGUUGGUUGGUUGGUUGGUUGGGUUUAUUGGGUGUGGGAAGGGUGUAUUAUAGUUUUACGUUUGUGAUUGAUAAAUUGAUG